Molecule: messenger RNA, 1837 nt
Organism: Musa acuminata AAA Group (dessert banana)
Lineage: Eukaryota; Viridiplantae; Streptophyta; Magnoliopsida; Zingiberales; Musaceae
Product: ATP synthase subunit alpha, chloroplastic
Exons: 1
Biological process (GO): proton transmembrane transport; proton motive force-driven ATP synthesis
Molecular function (GO): ATP binding; ADP binding; proton-transporting ATP synthase activity, rotational mechanism
Source: RefSeq, a predicted model, not a curated record
AAUAUAAAUAAAAUACAAAUAAAGAAACAACUUUGCUGACAAUUCUAGAUUUUUGUCUGGUCUAGUCGGAAGAGUCCUCCUGAUAUUCUGGUCUUGUAUCAGUUUUGACAUCUUUGAAUACAAACAGAAAAGAGAGGGUAGGCUCAUUACAUUAAAAAAGAUAUGGGAAUACCCACACCAUAAAUAAAACAUUAAAAAAGAUAUGGGAAUACCCACACCAUAAAUAAAAUAAAUAAUUGAGCGUGAGAGCCAAAUGAAUCGAAAGAUUCAUGUUUGGUUCGGGAAGAGAUCAUGGAAGUUUUGAAAUUAAUGAUAAGAUAAUCUACUUUCAUUAAAUGAUUUAUUAGAUAAUCGAAAACAGAGGAUUUUGAAUACUAUUCGAAAUUCGGAAGAAUUACGUAAAGGGGCCAUUGAGCAGCUCGAAAGAGCCCGGGCUCGCUUACGUAAAGUGGAAAUGGAAGCAGAUGAGUAUCGAAUGAAUGGAUACUCUGAAAUAGAACGAGAAAAACAAAAUUUGAUUAAUGCCACUAGUAAUAGUUUGGAACAAUUAGAAAAUUACAAAAAUGAAACCCUUCAGUUUGAACAACAAAGAGCGAUUAAUCAGGUCCGACAACGAGUUUUCCAACAAGCCUUACAAGGAGCUCUAGGAACUCUGAAUAGUUGCUUGAAUAGCGAGUUACAUUUCCGUACGAUCCGUGCUAAUAUUGGCAUUCUCGGGGCCAUGCAAGAAAUAACUGAUUAGCCCUUCUUUUUUUAGUUAUAGUUUAGGCAUUAUUUUUAUCUUUUCCUUCCUAAAAAGAAUAAAGAAACACUAAUGGUAACCCUUCGAGCCGACGAAAUUAGUAAUAUUAUUCGUGAGCGUAUUGAACAAUAUAGUAGAGAAAUAAAGAUUGUGAAUACCGGUACCGUACUUCAAGUAGGCGACGGAAUUGCUCGUGUUCAUGGUCUUGAUGAAGUAAUGGCAGGUGAAUUAGUAGAGUUUCAAGAGGGUACAAUAGGCAUUGCUCUGAAUUUGGAAUCAAAUAAUGUUGGCGUUGUAUUAAUGGGUGAUGGUUUGAUGAUACAAGAGGGAAGUUCCGUAAAAGCAACAGGACGAAUUGCUCAGAUACCUGUGAGUGAGGGUUAUUUGGGUCGUGUUAUAAAUGCUCUGGCUAAACCUAUUGAUGGGAGAGGUGAAAUUUCAGCUUCUGAAUCUCGGUUAAUUGAAUCUCCUGCCCCAGGUAUUAUUUCUAGACGUUCUGUAUAUGAGCCUCUUCAAACGGGGCUUAUUGCCAUUGAUUCGAUGAUCCCUAUAGGACGCGGUCAGCGAGAAUUAAUUAUUGGGGACAGACAGACCGGCAAAACAGCCGUAGCCACAGAUACGAUUCUCAAUCAAAAAGGUCAAAAUGUAAUAUGUGUUUAUGUAGCUAUUGGUCAAAAAGCAUCUUCUGUGGCUCAGGUAGUGACUACUUUCCGGGAAAAGGGGGCGAUGGAAUAUACUAUUGUGGUAGCCGAAACGGCGGAUUCACCUGCUACAUUACAAUACCUCGCUCCUUAUACGGGAGCGGCUCUGGCUGAGUUUUUUAUGUAUCGUGGACAACAUACUUUAAUAAUUUAUGAUGAUCUCUCCAAACAGGCACAAGCUUAUCGCCAAAUGUCUCUUCUAUUAAGAAGACCUCCCGGUCGUGAAGCUUAUCCAGGAGAUGUUUUUUAUUUGCAUUCACGACUUUUGGAAAGAGCCGCUAAAUCAAAUUCUAGUUUAGGUGAAGGAAGUAUGACCGCUUUACCGAUAGUUGAGACUCAAUCUGGAGACGUUUCAGCUUAUAUUCCUACUAAUGUAAUUUCCAUUACAGAUGGA